This is a messenger RNA of Megalops cyprinoides (Indo-Pacific tarpon), 2052 nucleotides long. Its product is annotated as regulator of G-protein signaling 19-like. The transcript is spliced from 5 exons. The record is from RefSeq and is a predicted model, not a curated record. The coding region runs from base 78 to 749 and encodes 223 amino acids. Lineage: Eukaryota; Metazoa; Chordata; Actinopteri; Elopiformes; Megalopidae.
GGGUGUCGAUUCUGAAGCAGGAACAUUUGGGUGAAAAAAAAGAUAUUCAAAAUCCCAAAAAACUGUAAAAGGAACGGAUGUGCUUCAGAAAACGAAACGGCUAUCGCCCUCCAGAUCAUUUUAAUGCAAAAAUUUACACAGGCCCUGUCCCAGCAGAGCAGGACGCUGUGAUGGUGCAGAAUGAAGGCCCGUCCACACAGCGGCCCAAUGCCUGCUGCCUGUGCUGGUGCUGCUGCUGUAGCUGCUCAUGGAGUGAAGAGGAGCGACGAGCCAGGAGGAAGAGUCAGGAGACCAAGCUGGAGACCAUUAGUAACUGUGAAGCGUGCACGAAGCCGUCUGCAGAGGAAGUACGCCAGUGGGCGCAGUCCUUCGAGCGUCUGAUGAGGAGCGCUGCAGGGAGAAACCUCUUCCGGCAGUUCCUGCGCACAGAGUACAGCGAGGACAACCUGCUGUUCUGGCUCGCCUGCGAGGACCUGAAGCAGGAGUACAACAAGACGUCCAUCCAGGAGAAGGCCCGCCUCAUCUACGAGGACUACGUCUCCAUACUGUCUCCCAAGGAGGUGAGCCUGGACUCUCGGGUGCGGGAGAUGAUAAACAGGAAGAUGCAGGAUCCCACGACCCACACCUUUGAGGACGCCCAGCUUCAGAUCUACACACUCAUGCACAGAGACUCCUACCCCAGGUUCCUCAACUCCUCCAUAUACAAAUCCCUCCUGCUGAAUGGCUCCUGCUCCUCCUCUGAGUCAUAGGACACGCAAACCCCAGCAACCCCUCAACCACAAGCCACGCCUACCCGCAGCCCCUCCACCACAAGCCACGCCCACUCCAGUCUCCUCUAAACCGCACGUCAUGCCCACUCCAGUCUCCUCUCAACCAUAGGUCAUGCUCACUUGCGUAUCCACCGAACCACAGUUCAUACCCACUCAAGCACCCACUGAACCGUAGGCCGCUCCUGCUCCAGCCUCCAGUGAACCAUAGGCCCAUACCCACUCCACCCCAUGCUGAGCACUGUUCUUUUUUUUUCUCUCCCUCUCUCCAUCGCUCUUUCUCUCCUCCACUCUGCCUCUGUGUUGUAUUCUGUCUGCACAACCACUAAAGGACAGAACAAGUGUCCAUUUUGAGAUUUUUAUGAGAGUGUAUGUUUUUUUCUGUUGUGAUCACUGAUAUCUGCCGUUAAACAUAGACUUCUGGCUGGGAGACACAGGACUGUUCAUGGAAACUGUGUUUUUAACUGCUGUCCCCGUGGCAACAGCUAGUGCACCGCCAACUACUGAAUUACAAGCUCACAUUCUGUGAUUUUAUUUUUUUCUUCUGGUUCCCUGCACAUACGCGCGCACACACACACCCAUGCACAUGAGUGCAGACACAGGCAGGUGGCCAGGGUACCGCUGCAGUAAGGCUCCUCCUCCUGUCCUUUGGAAUCUCAGCUCCUCUGAAGUUUCUUCUGUUUCCCUGUUGUAUCUGCGCUGUAUCUGAGGCUGCCAAACAUCCAGAAUGUUACUGUUUCGAUUUAGAGAGCUAUGUGAGGUGAUAGGGUCAGAAUCCUUUGUUUUUAAGCCUUUAGCUACAUUCUUACUCAACGCGUGAGUAAAUGAUGGGACAUUCUAACGCUGAUGUCAUUUAAUGGGUCAGCAUUUAGAUGGACUCAUAUAGAAAUGCUGUGUGAUUGGUUUGGCAGGACAUCAGAGGGUUCAGCUUUCUGGUGCCUGUAGGAGAUACACAACAUUAUUACAAUGUUACAGUGUUCGUGUAUAGGUCCGUGAGCAGCAUUAUUGAUCCCAGCAUCCGCACAUUGUUAUUACAAUGUUAUAGUGUUGAUGUGUAGUUCAGUGUCUGUGUGUGGGGAGCCCCAGGGAACAAACCUGAUCCGUCUCUCACAGAGAUAGGCAAUGGAAAUGCCUCAGUUUUACUGUGGAUUCAGGGGGUUUGUGGGAUACCGGGGAACCAUGCAUCAGAGCAUCAGAGCACAAAGCAUCAGACACAUUUGCAAAGAGGGCCUGAAAACAGCGCCUUAGUUACAGAGUGUGUAUAUGUGUGUGUGUGUAUGUGUGU